This is a messenger RNA of Mus caroli (Ryukyu mouse), 693 nucleotides long. RefSeq names its product olfactory receptor 5M11-like. Gene Ontology annotation, biological process: G protein-coupled receptor signaling pathway. Gene Ontology annotation, molecular function: G protein-coupled receptor activity; olfactory receptor activity. NCBI's taxonomy places the organism in Eukaryota, Metazoa, Chordata, Mammalia, Rodentia, Muridae. Gene Ontology annotation, cellular component: membrane. The record is from RefSeq and is a predicted model, not a curated record.
AUGCCCCACUCAAACAGCACUAAAAUCACCGAAUUCAUUUUACUGGGGCUCACAGAUCGCCCAGAACUCCAGCCUCUUCUCUUUGUCCUGUUUCUGUUUGUUUAUAUUGUUACAGUCUUAGGUAACAUGGGCAUGAUGGCUCUGAUUAGACUGGAUUCCCGCCUUCACAAGCCUAUGUACUUCUUCCUCAGUAACUUGGCAUUUGUGGAUCUGUGUUAUACCUCAACAGCCACCCCACAGAUGUUGACCAAUUUCUUAUCAGACAAGAAGACAAUUUCCUUCAUUGGCUGCUUUAUCCAGUGCUACCUUUUCAUUGCCCUUCUCCUUACAGAGUUUUAUAUGCUGGCAGCCAUGGCCUAUGACCUGUCCUAUGCCUUCAUUAUUGCUGCUAUCUUAAGGAUCAAAUCAGCUGAAGGAAGGCGCAAGGCAUUCUCUACUUGUGGUUCCCACAUGAUGGCUGUCACAUUGUUUUAUGGGACUCUCUUCUGCAUGUAUGUAAGACCACCUACAGACAAGACUGUUGAAGAAUCCAAAAUAAUAGCUGUCUUCUACACCUUUGUGAGUCCUCUGCUGAAUCCAUUGAUCUACAGUCUGAGGAAUAAAGAUGUAAAGCAGGCCUUGAAAACAAUACUCAGGCAAAAUGUUAUCAGGACAGUAUUGAUGCCUCCACCUUCCAACAAACUGCAACAAUAA